Marmota flaviventris (yellow-bellied marmot) is the source of this 1202-nucleotide messenger RNA. It is a transcript of the gene Dnaaf19, whose product is annotated as dynein axonemal assembly factor 19. Gene Ontology annotation, cellular component: outer dynein arm. NCBI's taxonomy places the organism in Eukaryota, Metazoa, Chordata, Mammalia, Rodentia, Sciuridae. The record is from RefSeq and is a predicted model, not a curated record. Gene Ontology annotation, biological process: determination of left/right symmetry; epithelial cilium movement involved in extracellular fluid movement; inner dynein arm assembly.
AGCUAUCUUCCGGUUCUAGCAUAUCAGGGAUCCCCAAAGAAAACAAGGGGACCAACGCCAGGGUCGCGAGGGAACAGGCCAUGGAAAGGAAUGAUGUUAUUGACUUCAAAGCUUUGGAGAAAGAGCUGCAGGAUGCGCUCGCUGCUGAUGAGAAGUACAAACGAGAGAAUGCUGCCAAGCUACGGGCAGUGGAACAGAGGGUGCCUUCCUAUGAGGAGUUCAGGAGUAUUGUCCUUGCAUCACAUCUGAAGCCUCUGGAGCGGAAGGACAAGAUGGGAGGAAAGAGAACUGUGCCCUGGAAUUGUCACACUACUCAAGGGCAACCUUCCCAAGAUGUGGCCACCGAAAUCUCCCAGGAGAAAGUCCCCUUCCAGCCUGAGACCUCAGCAGAAUUCUACCGAGAUUGGCGACGACACUUGCAGAGUGGACCAGAGCGCUACCAGGCCCUGCUGCAGCUUGGAGGUCCCAAACUGAGUCACCUCUUCCAGACAGAUGUGGGGUUUGGACUUCUAGGGGAGCUGCUCGUGGUACUGGAUGAUCAUGUGAGGCCAGCUGACAGGAUGACAGUGCUGGGGGUCCUUCGCAGCCUGGCCGGCACGGGACGCUUUACCCUGAACCUGAGCCUCCUGAGCCACGCUGAGCAAGAGAGUUGCCGAGGGUUGUUUCAGAAGCUGCAGGCCAUGGCUACCCCCAGAUCUUUGCAGGAGGGGGGCUGUCCAGACAAACAGGCUGUGGAGGAGCAAGAUGGUGGGCUCCAGGAGGAGGAGGGGCUCCUGCAGGAGCUAUUAGGGCUGUACCAGAUUCACUGAUAGGACUGGCUGCCCUCAGAGUCCCUCUCAGAAGACCACCCUGACCUGCUUUCCUGAUGUUUGACAGUGCUGCCUCCCUGGCUGACGUGAGCUUCAAUGAUCAUCAGAGACAUUUUUUUGGUGGUUGUCUUGGGGUUUCUGCAGGACUAUAAUGAGAAACCCACAUCUACUUCCCUUCUCAGCUUGGAAUUUUCAGAGAAAAAACUUGAAUCAAGUCUCUCUAACUUUUCCAGUCACUGUAUCCAUCUUUUGAACUGUGUGAAUCCACAGGACAGAAAAGGGUCCAGGAGGUUGAAAUCAGUUUUGCUUCCCAUCCUUUUUGAGUCUAACCCACUGGCCAUGAGAGAUAGAUGUGUUUCCAACCAAAUGCAGGUGACACCAGGUACAGCCUCC